Molecule: messenger RNA, 1445 nt
Organism: Pocillopora meandrina
Lineage: Eukaryota; Metazoa; Cnidaria; Anthozoa; Scleractinia; Pocilloporidae
Source: the annotation of a GenBank genome assembly
UGCAACAACUAUACCAACAUAACAGAACCGACUCGGUCAGUCGACACUAAGAGCGCCAAAUCUUCACUCUGUGACGAAGGCGUUUUCACCGGUAACAGCUGGAUUCGCUUCACAGGAAGCGGUGGGACCACAAUUCCAGAAUAUGCACCAGAGCCUGACCACUGUGGAACGGAAAACCCGGGCUGGGUCCAAGGUGAUCAUCCUGCCGUGGCUGAAGGGAUUGUCCAACGCGAGCUUUGCUUUCGUCUUAAUCACAAAUACUGUCAUUUCAGAUAUAAUGUAUCAAUUCGAAACUGCGGGACAUUUUAUGUUUAUAAGCCACCCGACAUCUUACAGUGCCAACUGCGCAUAUGCACUAGUGUUGGUAUGUACGCUUUUUUCGGCUACUGCCUCCGAUGGAGGCAAAGUCACAAUGUUGUUCUUUUUAAUGAGUGAGUAAGUGAGUAUAACAAUAGAAUACGAACGACCUUCGAGCCCACAACUAAGUAUGUUGAGUUUUACCCGGUAUUCCUCGCUCUUGGCUUUAAACCUCGCGGUUUCAGUAACCCUUUAACUCCCAAGAUCAGAUUGUUACUUCUCCCCUCUAGCUGCUAGACAUUUCCUUGUAAACACGUUACAAGAAUUUGGUGUUAGAUCAAGAUAAGAACUUCUACCUGAUAAGUUUGAGUAUUCGCAUCACCUAUUUGCUGGAUAGUGUUUAAAUAUUGUAGGGAGAAGUUACAUUUUAAUCACUUCUGGGAGCUAAAGGGUUAAGGUUUCCUCGCUAUGUAUACUGUUGUGUUUGACUUAUCUUAUCAUGCUUCUCAGUAAAUUUUUUUUGUAGUGUAGCACAAUGAAUAAGUAAAUUACGGAACAGACCCACGGCCACAAGAAAUUUUUUUUUGUCAAACCAAUUCCUUUCAACAGUGUCUUUUAUCACCUAAUACGUCACUCUUCCUACUUAGCGAGACUUAUCUCGACACUUAGAGCUUGAAAUUAAUUUUUUUUUGCUUUCAGUUUCUCCCAAAGUUUCUAUACCAGCUGAAUGCAGCUCUAACGUGUAUCAUGAGCUAAAUGAGUCCAACAGAUACUGGAACAGCAGUGACGGUACCCUCAACUGCGACAACAACACUAUCACCAGUGACCAGUGGUACCGCUUUACCGGAGACGCUGGAACGCUCAUGGCGCCCGAAUGCGUCCCCAUGGGGAGUUGCAACACAUUUGCGCCUGGAUGGAUCAAUGGUACUCACCCAGCAAAUGAUUACCAAUUGGUGUCGAGGAAUGUCUGUGUGCAUAUGCAAGAUAUUUGCUGCUUCAAGUCGUACCCCGUCGAUAUACGGAACUGUAGCGGCUACUACGUCUAUAAGUUAAAAUCCCCAGAUGUAUGCUAUGUUCGUUAUUGUGGCAUGAGAGGUGAGGUCUCAAAGAAAGAUGCUAAUCAUUUAUUUUGCAUGGACGUAAAACUU